AAUAAAGGGUAAUCCCCGAGGAACCGAUUCGAAACAAUCAAAUAGCUCCAGGACUCUAACCCAAAGAACUGAGCGAGCCAAAUCGUCGAACAGAUGGAAGCCAUGGACACGGAACCGUCCUCCCCUGCGCCGGCAGCAGCCGUCAAUCUGCCUCCUCCGCCGUACCAUCACUGCCCAGCUCCAGCUGAUGAGGUUGCAGCGACGCCGCAGCCGAAGCCGAAGCAAUCAACCGCGGGGCCGGGGCUGAGGACACCCUCGCCGCCGCCGUCGGUUCAGGUGUCCGGGUACUCUCUACACGACCUGCUGCUGCUGUCCCCGCCACCCCCGAGCUCACGCCGCCACCGGUCGAGUACGCGUGGGGCAGCUGGGACGAGCGUGGACGAGAGCCUGGAGAUUGUUGCGGUGGCGGGGACGCCCACGCCUCCAAGGCGCAGGCGGCGCGGGGGCGCGGAGCAGUGUGUGACGCCCGUUCUGGCGUCCCCGAGGAAUGCACGACGGGCGAGACGGAGGCUGGAGAAGGACGUCGAGGCGGUUGAGGACGCCGGCAGGAGGGCCCGCAGGAGGAAGUCCACAAGGGCUGCGCCGAAAGCUGCAGCGGCUGCCGACAAGGCAGAGGCGGCGCUGAACGAGGAGGAUAUAACCAUGGCUGUGGUCCCGGCUUGUCCUGCUGCUACCUGCGGAACUGACUUCCUGGAGCAAUCUGACUUGGAAGGUCUCUGGGAAAGGAUCGUUGAAUUGGUGAUGUGGAGGAAUAUGGCUAAAUCAGCACUUUGGUUCGGAUUUGGAUCGAUGUUCUUCUCAUGCUCAUUGUCAAGAGACGUCACCUUCAGCCCAAUCUCAGCUCUCUGUCACCUCGGCGUUAUGAUCUUAGGCUUAGCUUUCUUCAAAGAUUCUGUUCCUCAGAGGCCGCAGGUGGAGAAUGAGAGAAGGUUCCGGUUGACUGAAGAAGACAUGCUUCGUGCUUCUCAAGCUGUGCUUCCGUUUGCAAACUCCAUGAUAUCGACGGCGCAAGUGAUUUUCUCUGGUGAACCUUCAAUGACUCUCAAAGUAUUGCCUUUACUUCUGUUCGGUGCUAAAUAUGGGGGCCUUGUUACAGUGUGGAGGCUUUUAGCUGCAGGAUUUUUCAUCAGUUUUACAGUCCCAAAGCUAUAUAGCUGUUAUUCAAGUCGUAUUCAUAAAAGAGUUGAGAUUUUGAGAGAUCAGGCUCUAGAAGCGUGGAAGUCUUGCCCACGCAAAAAACUUGUUGCAGCUAUUAUAGUAACAAUGUUCUGGAACAUGUUCAGUGUGAAGACACGCGUCAUGGCAGCCUUUGUUUCACUUGUAAUACUGCGCUAUAAUAAGAAACACCACAAGGCAGCAGAAGUUGGAAGUUACCGAGAUGAGCAGGGGCAGACAAUGGAGAUGGAUAGCUAAAAUUUUCAGUACUAUGCGGUCCUAAUGAUGUAGGGUUGUCAGAGUGCAGCCACAAGUACUGCUACUAUUUCUGUACAAUAAUAUUCAGUUAGUUCCAUGUCUAGUGGUCCUACUAGCUAAGAUGUAUUUUCUGUACGUUGCAUAAGGGAGCCUUUGCAAACAAUGGAGAUGGAUAACCAAAGUUUUCAGUACUAUGCAGUCCUAAAUGAUGUAUGAUUCCCAGAGUGCAUUCCUAAAUGAUGUAUUAUUCCACAGUGCUGCUACUAUUUCUGUGCAAUAAUAUUCAUUUAGUUCUGUCU
Zea mays is the source of this 1712-nucleotide messenger RNA. Its product is annotated as Reticulon-like protein B17. The record is from RefSeq and is marked provisional. The coding region runs from base 94 to 1413 and encodes 439 amino acids. Lineage: Eukaryota; Viridiplantae; Streptophyta; Magnoliopsida; Poales; Poaceae. The transcript is spliced from 8 exons.